Messenger RNA from Botrytis deweyae, 702 nucleotides. RefSeq lists its product as uncharacterized. The record is from RefSeq and is a predicted model, not a curated record. Lineage: Eukaryota; Fungi; Ascomycota; Leotiomycetes; Helotiales; Sclerotiniaceae. The transcript has 3 exons. The coding region runs from base 1 to 702 and encodes 233 amino acids.
AUGGCUUCAUAUCAUCGAAUCCUUAAAGUCUUUGGCAGAUCAAUUGAAGAUAAAGCAUUACAAUGUGAUUGUGAUAUACACCCAUGGGAAAUUCUCAUCAACGGAGAUCGCUGGUCCGGUCGACUUCGACUUAUAGGCUUUGUGGAUGUUUUCUUUCUGAUUAGUUACUCGGAGAAUUCGAGAUUCCAUAGGGGGAUAAUUAUCUACAAGGAUGACCAGCACAUAUCGAAACUUCUAGAUACAGUCGGGAAGGAGUUCAAGGACGGAAAACUCAUACCCAAGACCACCUCAUCUGAAGUCGAAUCAUCCAACCCGGACAUAAAUCAAGCUCCAAACCCAACCUACACAACAUUUACUCGUGACUCUGCCGACUAUACGACUUCAUCCAUAGGUCAUCCCAUCAGUCUCUGCACCAAAUACUCUUCUGCAACUCUUCAAACCUAUACCAUACAUCUACGUAAACCUUCCGAUCCACUUCUAAAACAAAAAUACAAAAGGGCACUCAAGGUACAUGAUACAUUGGAUAUGAUACAAGAUGCUGUCAAACUUGGAUUGGUAAGUUACGCGGAAAUUUUGGGUCGGGGGAUAGGGUAUAUCGGUAGAGGAAGUAGUACUUUGGACAUUGGAAAGGGAUUUGUGGGAGGUCUUGGGGCUGGAAAUGAAAGUCCAGGGUGGGUGGGAUUGAGUGGUGAUAGGGGGUAG